AUGGCAUUUUUACGAGAAUACGACGAACUAGGUCAUAUGAAACUGACCAACACCGUGAAGGAUGAAGACCCCCAUUCGGUAUUUUAUCUUACACAUCAUUAUGUCCUGAAGCCCAGUAGCUCGACAACUAGACUUCGGGUAGUGUUCGAUGGUUCUGCUGAGACUAGUACGGCGGAUGUUCCGAAGAUGUACCGUCAGGUAGCAGUGCAUCAAACGGAUACGCGAUACCAGAAAAUUAUCACUAGGUGUGACAGUAAUCAUCCACUACAAACAUAUGAUUUACAAACAGUAACAUACGGAUUAGCAUGGUCCCCGUUCUUAGCCACCAUGGCACUGCUUCAACUGGCCAAUGACGAAGAGCAACAGUUUCCACUAGCUGCAGCCGCAGUUAAAAAAUGUUUUUUUAUUGAUGAUGUUCUGACAGCAGCGAAUACCUUGGCAGAAACUAUUGAACUAAAGAAUCAGAUAAUCGUUCUACUGGAGAGAGGUUGCUUCAGUAUGCACAAAUUUUGUUCUAAUUCUGAUGCGUUACUGAAAGAUGUACCGGAAUUUAUGCAAGAAGGUAUCAUGCACAUCCAAGAUCCAGCAGUUAAUGCAGUAAUCAAGACUUUGGGUGUAGCCUGGCGUCCACAGGAAGAUUGUUUCACGUUUAUUGUUGCAGAGAAUUCCUGCGUAGAAGGUAGUCUUCUCUCGAAGAGGAUGAUUUUGAGUGAGAUUGCGAAAAUUUUCGAUCCGUUGGGUCUCGUGGGCCAGGUAGUAACAGCAGCAAAGUUAAUUAUGCGCGAACUAUGGACCUUCAACCUAGGCUGGGAUCAACCAGUUCCAACCGAAUUGGCUAAUCUUUGGACAGACUUUCAUAAGCAAUCAAAUCAUCUGAAUGACUUGACCAUACCGAGAUGGAUCCUGUCGGAAAGAACAUAUACUGUGGAGAUCCAUGGAUUUGCAGAUGCCUCGGAUUUGGCAUACGGCGCCUGUUUAUAUAGCAGGCUAGUGAAGACUGAUGGAUCAGCUAGUUUAAGGCUGAUUUGUAGCAAAUCAAGAAUUCUCCCAAGGAAAAAGGAGGGUCAGAAACAGAUUACUACCCCGCGUGCUGAGCUUUUGGCGGCUCAGCUUCUUUCAAGGCUUGCAGUGGCACAGUUGAAUGCCCUCGACGUUAAAUUUGACUCCGUGAGUGCGAGAAAUUCAACAAUUAACAGAGCAGUUCAAUUGGAAGUACAUCCUUUCCAAGUCGACCCAGCUGACUUGAUUUCUAGAGGUGUACAACCAAAGAACCUGUUGACGAAUGAUUUGUGGUGGAAUGGCCCACCGACCCUUCGUUAUGUUGACGGCCAUUUUAAGGAACCAACUUCUAACCCGGAAGAAGAGCUACCAGAGCUUAGAAAUGUUGUGUUGGUGACGAUGCAAAGAUAUCCGAGGAUACAAAUUUUUGAUCGUAUAAGCCGAUACAGUAUCAUUCAGCGCGCUAUGGCGUACGUUGUACGAUUUUAUGACUAUGUCAGAAGUGGUAGGAAAUCGUUGACAAAGGGAUUGCCUACCGCAUUCGAAAUUACACGAGCGACGUCGUUAAUCAUUCGUAUGGUGCAAUAUGAAGCCUUUGAACUAGAAAUUAACACACUGAAAGCAGGAAAGGAGUUUAAAUUCCCAACACGUAAUUCAAACCCCUUUAUUGACGGCGAUGGAAUCCUCCGUGUGGGUGGUCAUUUGAAUAAUGCAGCUAUUCCAUACCAACACAAACAUCAAGCAUUGUUGCCUGAAAAACAUCCAUUAACGAUAACGUUGAUACGAUAUUUACAUGGUAUGAAUCUGCACAUCGGACAGCGAGGCCUUCUGGGUAUUGUUCGUCAAGAGUACUGGCCAAUGAAUGCGAAGAGUGUAAUUCGUAAAAUCUUUCAUCAAUGCGUUCCUUGUUUUCGGACGAAGCCAACAAGAGCUUCUCAACUAAUGGAAAAUUUGCCCGAUUAUCGUGUGCAACCUUCGCCGGUUUUUGCGCAUACUGGUAUAGAUUUCGCAGGUCCCUUUAAGAUUCGAUCAAAUAACAAAAUGAGAAAUGCUGCAACAUUGAAGGGCUAUGUAUGUUUGUUCGUAUGCAUGGCCACACGUGCUAUACAUCUUGAAGCAGUUUCUGAUUUAACAACCGAAGGCUUCAUGGGAGCACUUAAACGUUUCGUAAGCCGCCGUGGACUAGUUAAAAAGUUGUAUUCGGACAACGUCACCAAUUUUGAAGGUGCCAGUAAUGAAAUGAGUCGACUUGCCGCUUUAUUCCGCGAAGAACAACUUCAGCUGAAAAUGAAUAAAUUUUGUGGAGAGAGAGCAAUCGAAUGGACCUUUAUUCCACCACGGAGUCCGCAUUUUGGUGGUAUAUGGGAGGCUGGCGUAGAGUCAGUGAAAUCCCAUCUAAAGCUGGUCAUGGCAGAACAGAAGCUAUCAUUUGAGCAAUUUUCUACAGUGUUGGCGCAAAUAGAAGCAAUCUUGAACUCACGCCCUCUUGUCCCGAUGUCAGAGGAUCCGAAUGACAUCGAUGUCAUUACUCCUGCACACUUCCUAAUUGCGCGUGAGUUUCAAGCAAUUCAAGAACCGUCGUACGAGGAAAUCCCUCUAGGUAGAUUGUCUCAGUGGCAAUUGGUUCAAGAGUUGAAGCAAAGAUUCUGGCGGUUAUGGAGUGAAGAUUAUCUGCAUGAAUUGCAGAAGCGACCAAAGGAUGUGGAGGUCAUCGAAUAUCAGGUAGGAGCCCUGGUCCUCAUAGUGGAUGAAAACACUCCGCCUUUGCAGUGGCAAAUGGCACGUAUUAUCGUGCUGCACCCUGGUAAUGACGGUCACACUCGAGUGGUGAGUCUUCGUACGAAGGAUGGGGUAACGAAACGAGCCGUAAAAAAGAUUUGCCUUCUGCCUUUAAAUAACGACAAGGAUUAUCAGGAUCACUAA
Molecule: messenger RNA, 2922 nt
Organism: Wyeomyia smithii (pitcher-plant mosquito)
Lineage: Eukaryota; Metazoa; Arthropoda; Insecta; Diptera; Culicidae
Exons: 3
Coding region: 1-2922 (973 amino acids)
Biological process (GO): DNA integration
Molecular function (GO): nucleic acid binding
Source: RefSeq, a predicted model, not a curated record